Molecule: messenger RNA, 1107 nt
Organism: Suillus subaureus
Lineage: Eukaryota; Fungi; Basidiomycota; Agaricomycetes; Boletales; Suillaceae
Exons: 3
Coding region: 1-1107 (368 amino acids)
Source: RefSeq, a predicted model, not a curated record
AUGAUUGAGGAUGGUGAAUCCAAACAAUCCAAGGCCCAGUGGAGUGAGGAAGAGGUUGAUGGCCUUCUGUCAUAUCUACAACUGCAGGUGUUGAAGAUUGUUGGGGUCACUUUUAGAGAUGAGACAUUUUGCGAGGCUGCAAAGAGCAUUGCGCAUCUCUCAAAGCAAGGAUUGCCCAAGGACAUGGCACAAUGUAAGAGAAAGUGGAAAGUGUUUAUUGAUGCCAGCACUGGAAAUAAGAUUAUGAAACCAUUUAAAACCAAUGGGUGGAGAUAUUGGGAGAAGAUGUCAGUGAUUCUCCUGAAUGGGAGUGGUGCUCAUGGGGGUAGUGCCUACAACCCAGCUUCCUUGGCUGUGCAGGCUUCAGGGGGUGCUACUGCUUCUAGUGCUGAGGCAAGUGGGUCCAUGGCCACCACCACCAGCACUGCAUCAAGUGGAAGGAUGAUGGGACUUGAUGUCAGUGUGCCAAAAGCUGCCACCACUGGUGGGGCUCAUGGCCUUGGAUGGGGCAAUGCCAGCCUCGACUUUCAUGCUGGAUGGGAUCAGGUUGUGUCUGCACUUCCAUCCAUCACCCCUGGAAUCACUCAAAGCUCUAUGAAUGUGCCCCCUCCCCCCUCUUCUGUUGCACCCUCCAGCACCAGCAAACACUCUCACUCAGACAUGGUCCUUUCCUCCAACACCACCCAAACUUCAGCAUCACAGGUGGGUUCUGCCAAUGCCAACAAAAAGCCAAGGUUGUCAGCACAUGGUGGCAGUCCAAUAUCGUGUGUCGCUAGUAAUCAGAUGAGCUCUAAAGCAGCAAAGGAUGCUGCUAGCACUGCUGCCUUCAUAAAUUUACAAGGUUCCAUCAACUGCCUGACGGACAGCCUUCACUUGUCGGUGGCCAACUCAGAAGAAACUCGGGUGGUGGAUGAAAGGUCCCAGGCCUUGGCCUUCAUGCAGGAUGAGGAGGGCAUUCUGCCAGUAGACCAAAUCACCCUCAUGAAUGUGUUCUCAAGGAGCCCAGUGGUAUGCAGCACCUACUUGUCUGCCAAGGUUGAGAAUUGUGUCCCCUACUUGCAAUCUGUUCUUGUUCAGGCUGCCAGGGGGGAUUUUGGACCGCUUUAA